This is a messenger RNA of Postia placenta MAD-698-R-SB12, 3897 nucleotides long. RefSeq names its product glycoside hydrolase family 47 protein. The record is from RefSeq and is a predicted model, not a curated record. Gene Ontology annotation, molecular function: mannosyl-oligosaccharide 1,2-alpha-mannosidase activity; calcium ion binding. Gene Ontology annotation, biological process: N-glycan processing; mycotoxin biosynthetic process; carbohydrate metabolic process. The transcript is spliced from 20 exons. NCBI's taxonomy places the organism in Eukaryota, Fungi, Basidiomycota, Agaricomycetes, Polyporales, Adustoporiaceae. Gene Ontology annotation, cellular component: endoplasmic reticulum; membrane. Bases 1 to 3897 code for a protein of 1298 amino acids.
AUGACAGACACUACCCGGGGAGCAUACAGACAACUCAAGAAUGACGACGGCUUGAUGGAAGGUCUCCUUGGGAAGCACGUAGUCGUUGUGAUCUGUUUGGUUUCAAUUGGCUUCCUGCUUCUCCGGCCUCCAAGUGAACAGCAGUGUGCGCGAAGGCUAUCAGCAUAUUCGACCGCUAUAGAUGCAGUAGAAUAUCGUGAUAUCAAAUUUAAUAGUUCUGUCAAGCACCAGUCGGUCUACAAGGGAGAGCCCAACCCCGAGCUCGACCGUGCAUGGGCUGGAUUAGUCCUCGGCACGGGCCUGACGUCAAUCUCGGAUGCAAUAUUGCAAAAGCUAGGAAAAUCAGGGCAGCCUUCACUUGUGAAGUUUCUGGAUGAAGAUGGUGGCGGGUAUAUGGCUACCAUGGAAGUAUCACAUCAACUUCACUGCCUGAAUCUGCUACGCAAGUCUACCUACUUUGACUACUACAGUUCCAAAGACGCCUUGUUCGGAAAUGGACCGAUGUAUCGCCAACAUCUAGAUCAUUGUACAGAAAUCCUGCGGCAACAACUCAUGUGCACAGCCGAUGUUGGGCUCAUCACAUAUAACUGGGUCAAAGGCUACAAGCAGCCAUUUCCGGACUUCAAUACUUGGCAUAAAUGCAGAGACCUCGACAAGUUGAUUACAUUAACUGUGGCCGCCAUAUUGAGGGCGAUACACCCUACCGCAGAUGCUGUAUUCAAACUUGAGUACGGCUCCGAGUCACGGUUUCUGGCGCUUCCGCUUUUGAGACCUGCCGCGUCUCCAAUGGCCGGCAUGUUCCGGUCCCUACUAGCUAGACAAUCAGUGCUUUCUGCUCGAGGCAACACAGCACGUCCCUCGGGUAGACUUUGCUCAAGACUGGAAUCCGAAGCCGACCGGAUUCAGCCCGAUAAGCUAACUUGGGGCCAACCCGUCCUUCGAGCCUCACUGAGAAGUCGGUACCUCAUCUCGUCUCCUGUAAACGAUGCUUAUCUCGAUGCUCAUGCGCACAUGAAUUUCGAUAAAAUCUGCGACUUCCUACUUGCCGACAUCUCUGAUCGUCUCCACUGGGUACGCGACCUCACACUUGCGAGAGAUAUAUUUGGGUCGGGAUUCAAGUCACGGUGGUACAAUCUCGAAGAUGGUGAGAACGUAAAUCUUAAUUGGGUACCUGUCUUCCUUGAGGUCCUACAACUUGCCAACAAUCUCCGUCGACUGUCAAUAUCUGGUACUGAGGUGCUGCUCAAGACGGAGCCUGCGAUCGGGGAUGCAUUCGUCGCCCUUCCGGAGCUCACGUCGUUAGAGCUCAAUCACGCUGGCUCACACACAAUAAGAAUGCUAGCCAGGCUACAGAGCACGGUGCGGCAUCUCAUCGUCCACCACGAUACAGCAAGCGAUACAGGACGGACCUUCUACGAGUACUUGACUCAUGGGGUGACAUUUCCCGGUGUCGAGACCAUUGAGUUCGGAGACCUCGACAGUGAACUUUACCCGCUCACUACAAAACUCUACCUCGACAGACAGUGGCCUAACGUGCGCCAUCUGACCCUAUCUCAAGGGUGUUUCAUCUCGCUGUCGACGUGCACGCGACUGUUCCCCGGCAUUCGUUCGCUCCACCUGAAGUCCGCCCCUGGAUAUGAUCCUCACGGCGUACUCUUAUGGCCAAACCUCGACCUCGUACGCGUUCAGGGUGGGAAUCCAAAUAGCCUCACGGUGAUCAGUUGUCCAGUCCAUUAUCUGAAACUCCGCGACGACAGCGGCGAAUGGUAUAAGUCCCCCCGCAUCCUCAAAGUCAUUCAAGCGCCCUCGCCUGUUGUACUAUCAAUAAGGGCACGUGCCCCUCUCAACGACUUGAGUUUCUGGAUAGCACUCCUUCAGUGUGCUCCACGACUGCGGUGUCUCGAUAUCAUUAUGAUCUAUGAUGAUACCGUGAAAGAUCGUCUCUGCAAGUGGAUCGAAGACAUAUCGGAUGCUUUCGCGUCCUCACGCCUCCUUUGCAUCAGGAUCCGCAUCCACGACCGGUUCUGUGAGCUGUCGGAUAUACACUUCCUGCUUCCUUCCUUGGAACACUUCGCCCGGGUCGUGCAUCCACUACAAUAUCUUGCCUUCGGUCUCGGAAAUCUGGACUAUCUGUCCAAAGCCAGACUCGGUCGCUUUCGUGGGAAGACAUGGUGGUGGCGUGUCUCCAUAUGUGAGGAGGGCAGAUCUAUUGAGGCCAUAUUGCGCGAAUCGGGGAAGCAUAUACUCGCGGCGAUUCGCUCCGCAGACUUUGGUGACGGGAAGAACCUGGACGGUAUGAACUUUGUGCGGCCGUCAGAACGCAGAUGUCUCACCGAUCGCAGUGGCGGUGAUGGCUGCAUCAUGGUGUCUGCCGCCGGAGCGCCCUCUGCUAGUCCGCGUGCAGGCCAGCUCCUGCUUGUUCCCUCUCAUCUGAGCCUGCUGAGGCCGAAUUCCGUCGACAACUCAAGUUGCCUGUUACGCCCACCCUUCCGCGGAAGCAAGAAGUGGAAUGCCCGUACAGACGCGGUCCGUCAAGCCUAUUUGCACGCUUACGCAGGAUACAAGAAGUUUGCUGGAACCAGCGACGAGCUCCUGCCUCUGUCGGAUGGCUCCGUAAACAAUUUCAACGGCUGGGGAGUAACGCUAAUUGAUGGUCUCGACACUAUGUGGAUCAUGGGCUUGCACGAGGAGUUUUACGAAGCUAUUCCCAUAGUCGCAAACAUGACAUUUGCUCAAGACACGAAAUCAUACGCUCCCUUCUUCGAGACUGUCAUUCGCUAUCUAGGAGGGCUGCUGUCCGCAUACGCGCUCUCCGGGGAGCCGAUAUUGCUUACUCGUGCGGACGAUCUUGGACGAAUGCUCCUGCCUGCUUUGAACACGACGUCGGGAUUGCCUAUGUAUGCGGUGAAUACGGUGACCGGGGAGACGAGGGAAGGAUGGACCCACGGGACGGUGUUGUGGGCUGAAGCGCUCAGCUGCCAACUGGAAUAUAAAUAUCUCGCGCAUUUGACAGGUAGGAGGGAGUACUUCGAAGAUGUCGAGCGAAUCAUGGACAUCAUGCGCGAUGCACAAGUGACUAACGGCAUGUUCCCGACGAGAUGGAACCUUUCUAAAGGCACGCCGAUGAAUUCGCAUUUCUCCGUGGGAGCCUUCGCUGAUAGCGCCCACGAAUACCUGCUCAAACAAUGGCUGCUGACGUCAAAGUCGGAACCCAAGGCGCGAGACCUCUAUCUGCGUGCUGCGACCAGUAUUAUCGAGAGCCUGCUCUACAUCACACCGAACCGCAACCUGCUCUACGUCACUGACACCACCGGCGGCUCGCCAAGCCAUACCUUCGAGCACCUCUCAUGCUUCCUCCCCGGUCUGCUCGCGCUCGGGGCACACACACUUGGCCUCCCGCCACACGAACGCGAGGUGCACGCGUGGGCCGCGCGCGGGCUUGCGUACACGUGCUGGAUCACGUAUGCGGACCAAGCGUCGGGACUCGGCCCAGAUGAGGUCCGCAUGGAGGCGAUCCGCAAGUCAGAGGAGAACCCGCACGGCGGGCUCUGGGUUCACCACCUCGAUCGAUGGAUUCUCGCGGGACGCCAGGGGGGCGUGCCUCCAGGGCUGGUGGAGGUGCCGACGCAGCCACGGGGGCAUCGGGACUAUAGCUCGCGCAAGGCGGGAUAUUACCUACGUCCUGAGGCGGUAGAGAGUUUCUACAUCAUGUGGAGGACAACGGGCGAUGAGGUGUGGAGGGAACGAGGCUGGGCGGUAUUUCAAGCAAUAGAACGGGAGGCCAAGACAGAUAGCGGAUACGCCAGUCUGCUCAGCGUCGAUGAGUCGCCUGCAUCACUGAAGAACGAGAUGCCAAGGGCUCGUGGUGUGUUCAGCUUCUUCAUGGCAGAAACGUAA